Aspergillus ibericus CBS 121593 is the source of this 1395-nucleotide messenger RNA. RefSeq names its product 3-ketoacyl-coA thiolase peroxisomal A precursor. The record is from RefSeq and is a predicted model, not a curated record. Gene Ontology annotation, molecular function: acetyl-CoA C-acyltransferase activity. Lineage: Eukaryota; Fungi; Ascomycota; Eurotiomycetes; Eurotiales; Aspergillaceae. Gene Ontology annotation, biological process: fatty acid beta-oxidation; phenylacetate catabolic process. The transcript has 3 exons. The coding region runs from base 47 to 1306 and encodes 419 amino acids. Gene Ontology annotation, cellular component: peroxisome.
CUCUUGUCACCCCCGCUUCCUUAUAAUAAACCCUAUUGACGUCAUCAUGUCUUCUGCCCAGCAGCGUCUUUCUCAGGUGGCCUCCCACUUCGGCCCUGGCGGCAAGAAGGGAGUCGAUGCCCUCACCGAAAAGCACCCCGAUGAUAUUGUUGUGACCUGCGCUCUGCGCACGGCCCUGACCAAGGGUGGACGCGGUGGUUUCAAGGACACGGCUGCCGCGGACUUGCUAGCUGGUGUAUUCAAGGCUGUCAUCGACCGCAGCGGUAUCGAUCCCAGCCUGGUGAACGAUAUCUCCGUCGGCUCGGUUCUUCCCCCUGGUGGUGGUGCGACAGAGUUCCGGGCUGCCGCCCUGGUGGCGGGCUUCCCCGAGUCGACUGCCGUCAAGAGUCUCAACCGUCAGUGCUCCAGCGGUCUCCAGGCGAUUGUCGAUGUUGCCAAUGCGGUGAAGUCUGGUAUGAUUGAUGUUGGUAUCGGUGCGGGUGUUGAAAGCAUGUCCUCUCAAUAUGGCCCUGGUGCCGUGACCGAGUUCUCCGAGCUUCUGGAGAGCCACCCUGAAUCAGCCAACUGCAAGGUCCCCAUGGGGGUCUUGUCCGAGCAGAUGGCCAAGGACCGCAAGAUCACUCGUGCCGCUCAAGACUCCUUCGCUGCCUCGUCGUACCAAAAGGCCGUCAAGGCCCAGAAGGCCGGUCUCUUCAACGAGGAGAUCGUCCCUCUGGAGGUCAAAUGGACCAACCCCAAGACGGGCGAAGAACAGACCAUCACAGUCAAGGCGGACGAUGGCAUCCGCGACGGCCAGACCGCCGAGUCCUUGGGCAAGAUCCGUCCUGCCUUUGCCAAGGACGGGUCCAUCCACGCCGGCAAUGCCUCUCAGAUCUCCGACGGCGCGGCCGCAGUACUGCUGAUGAAGCGCUCCACGGCAGAGCGCCUCGGCCAGAAGAUCAUCGGCAAGUACGUGACUGCCAGCGUGGUCGGUGUCAAGCCGCUGCUCAUGGGCAUUGGCCCGUGGAAGGCGAUUCCGGUGGCGCUGGAGAAGGCGGGCAUCACCAAGGAUGAUGUGGACAUCUACGAGAUCAACGAGGCAUUCGCAUCGCAGUGCGUGUGGUGUAUCAACGAGCUGGGCCUGCCCCAAGAGAAGAUCAACCCCAAGGGUGGCGCGAUCGCAUUCGGCCACCCGCUGGGCUGCACAGGCUCUCGACAGGUCAGCACGCUACUGACGGAGCUGAAGCGGACGAACAAGAAGAUCGGCGUGAGCAGUAUGUGCGUGGGGACAGGAAUGGGCAUGGCCGCCGUGUGGGUGGCGGAGUAGUGGCUAGAAUGUGAUCUAGAUUUCUUUCUGAGCGAUGUAUUCUCACAGUACAGUAUAUACCACGAAAUUGAUCCUAUACCUAUACAGUC